AUGCACACAAAUGGAGCUUCCAAUUCGCAAGGAGCUGGGAUCAGCGUCGUAUUGGAGGCACCCUCUAGAUUACAAGUUGAGGAAGCCAUACGGUUGGAGCAACACGCCACAAAUAAUGAAGCCGAAUACGAAGCGCUGAUCUAUGGUCUAGAAUUGGCACGAAGCAUGGGCAUCAAACAACUGAGAGUCAGAGGGAAUUCGAAGCUGAUGAUAGAGCAAGUGGCCGAAAAUUUUGACACUAAGGCAUCCCAUUUGACCAACCUGUUGGAAAAAGAAUCUACAUUAAAGUCACAAUUCCAGCAGUUUGAGCUCGUACAAAUACCAAAGGAACUAAAGCAGAGGGUCAGUGCCCUCGCAAAGCAAGCCUUUGUGGGAGAAUGUUCACGACACUCAGCAAUUUCCACAAGUCAUGCACAAGAAGCUGUGAAAAUUUGUUCCAUCUCGCCAAAACCAGAAUGUUGGAUGGACCCAAUUAUCUGCUAUCGGACCAAGUCUGAGCUGUCAGUCAAUGCAAAAGACGCAAAGCUUCUGCGCCUUAAAGCUCAACGCUACUCCAUUAUCCAUGGAACGUUGUAUCACAAAUCCUUUAGCGACCCCUAUCUUCGGUGCUUACAUCCCUCGGAAGCUAAAAGAUUAUUAGAGGAGAUCCACGAAGGAGCAUGUGGGAACCACACAAGGGGACAAAGCUUGGCACACAAAGCACUCACAGCAGGAUAUUACUGGCCAUACAUGAUGAUAGAAGCACGCGACUAUUCAAAAAAAUGUGACAGAUGCCAGCGAUUUACACCUACCAUCCAUCAACCCGCUCAAGUCUUACAUUCCACUAUCGCCCCUUGGCCCUUUGCAAAGUGGGGGAUGGACAUGGUUGGAGAACUGCCUAGAGCUGUUGGAGGAAAAUGGUACGCCUUGUUAGCUACUGAUUACUUCACUAAAUGGGUCGUAGCAGAGGCCUACGUUAUGGUCAGCAAAACAGACACCGUGAGCUUUGUAUGGAAGCACAUCAUCUGCCAAUUUGGGAUCCCAUGGGAAAUAGUCGUGGAUAACGAAACCUCAUCCAAAACGCCAAAGUACAAGAACUGUGUGACUCCUACAAAAUAA
Molecule: messenger RNA, 1098 nt
Organism: Humulus lupulus (European hop)
Lineage: Eukaryota; Viridiplantae; Streptophyta; Magnoliopsida; Rosales; Cannabaceae
Exons: 1
Coding region: 1-1098 (365 amino acids)
Biological process (GO): DNA integration
Molecular function (GO): nucleic acid binding; RNA-DNA hybrid ribonuclease activity
Source: RefSeq, a predicted model, not a curated record